This is a messenger RNA of Tinamus guttatus (white-throated tinamou), 666 nucleotides long. RefSeq names its product methyltransferase 23, arginine (gene METTL23). Lineage: Eukaryota; Metazoa; Chordata; Aves; Tinamiformes; Tinamidae. The record is from RefSeq and is a predicted model, not a curated record.
GGGCUCUACGCGUGGCCCGGCGCCGUGGUGCUCGCCCAGUACCUGUGGUUCCACCGCGCCGCGCUGCCCGGCACGAGAGUCCUGGAGAUCGGGGCAGGCGUUGGCCUCCCUGGUUUAGUAGCUGCCAAGUGCGGUGCUGAAGUUACCCUUUCCGACAGCGAAGAGCUCCCCCAGUGCUUGGAGAACUGUCGGAGGAGCUGCCUGAUGAACAACCUGCCUCAUGUACCUGUCCUAGGCCUCACGUGGGGACGGCUAUCUCCAGAGCUGCUCUCUCUUGCUCCUGUAGACAUUAUUUUAGGGUCCGAUGUCUUUUUUGACCCCAAAGAUUUUGAAAAUAUUUUAACUACUGUUUAUUACUUAAUGGAAAAGAAUCCACAUGCUCAGUUCUGGACUACCUACCAAGUCCGAAGUGCUGACUGGUCUAUUGAAGCCCUGCUCUGCAAAUGGAAGCUGAAGAACAUCCAUGUCCCACUACAAUCAUUUAAUGCAGACAAAGAGCACUUGGCCGGCUCCUCCUUACCAGGAAGGCAUACGAUUGAAAUGAUGAUCAUCUCACUAGCAAAUUCAGAUGGUACUUAAGUUUAUUCCACUUGUUGGUUCCAAUACAAGAUGAUACUGUAGCAUGGAUCUGCAGGAAACAGUCUGAUUUGCAGCAAACCUCAUGCA